UAGGGGAAGGGUCCAUGUAAGGAAUGGAAUCUUGCACAGGGCCACUGCAAGCUUACACAGCUACAUCCAAUCCAAUCUUCACAGCAACUCAAAAGGAGAUCUUGUCCUUGCAGUUCUACACAUCUGUGGGCCAUGAUAUUGGUUUGCUAUUUAUUCAUAACUGCAUACUUUUGCUAAAGGAAGGAGCUUCAGUAUUGUUUUCCAUAAAUGACUUGGGCAUGGAGCUUGCUGCCUUGAGCAUUGAUUUCUGGAAGCUAAUCAAUGCUGCUCUAUAUAUUAGUUCUUCAGUUCCAGCGGCGACAGGUGUACAACACACAUUGGUGGCUGCCUGUUGACCCCAGGUGAAGGCAUUAGCCAAGGAAAGGGCAAAUUAAAAGAAAAAAAAAGCACAGAAAUGACCACAGGAAUGAUAUUCCUUGUGGGAGAGACAGAGAAGAAAAGUAAGAUUCUGGGAAA
This is a messenger RNA of Ipomoea triloba (trilobed morning glory), 456 nucleotides long. RefSeq lists its product as uncharacterized. The transcript is spliced from 3 exons. The record is from RefSeq and is a predicted model, not a curated record. NCBI's taxonomy places the organism in Eukaryota, Viridiplantae, Streptophyta, Magnoliopsida, Solanales, Convolvulaceae. Bases 24 to 335 code for a protein of 103 amino acids.